CUCCGCCGGUCCGCCGCGCUCGUGUUGUGUCUCGGCACACACUGACCUUUACUACUUGUACGUGUUAAUUUUAGCGAACGGUAUAUAUGGUUAACCGAGUCUCGUUUGUAGAGGCCUGAGUGUACAAUUUUAUGACAUGGGUUUACUGCUACAUUUCUCUUGGGAUUGUCCGUGUACCCUACGAUGUAGGCCUUUCAGUACAGUUUCGUUGAAUUUCUUAUUUCUUUUGGAUACAAGUUGACUUUGACAUCGCAUUUGAUUGCGAGUGCGUGAGUGUUUAACUUUCGACAUUUAUUGGCCCGCUGUAAAAAAAUAAUAGAAGUGUGUGCUCUGACGUAAUAUUGUGAUUUUGAAGAGUUCAAGUCUAUAUUGAACAAUGAGUUACCAAGUUUGGAAAACUAUGUAUCACACUGUCCAAAUACUACUUUUGAUUUUUAAUUAUCUUACAGGUAUAGAAGCUCUUCGCAUGACAGCUCUGAAAAUUCCACAGCACGUAGUGCAGAAUCAAACGGUGCGGAUGGAGUGCAAUUUCAACCUGGACCGGGAAACUCUCUACUCGGUCAAGUGGUACAAGGAUGGACAUGAGUUUUAUCGCUACGUGCCCAAAGAACAUCCAGCCGUACAAGUCUUUCCUUUACCUGGGGUCAACGUCGACAAACGAAAGUCAAUAGAAAGAUCGAUAGAGCUACGGCGAGUAAGUCACGAGAGUACAGGCCGCUACAGGUGCGAAGUAUCAGCUGAGGCACCAGCUUUCCACACCGUCUCGAAUCACGCGGAUAUGACCGUAGUUGUGUUACCGGAGCAAGGCCCUAGAAUAAGCGGAACCAAGGUAAAAUACCAAGCAGGUGACUUGGUACGACUAAACUGUACUUCCGCUCCCUCGAAACCGCCUGCCACAUUGAUGUGGUAUGUCAACGAGGAACCAGUGGAUAGUAAACAUCUAAAAGGGCCGCAUAAUAUAAGCGUAGACGCGGGCGGGUUAAGUUCAUCACAGCUUGGAUUGGAGUUCCGCUUGUCAGCGAAGCACUUUCGCCGAGGCGAUAUGAAGCUGAAGUGCUUGGCGACGAUUUCGUCGCUCUAUUUACGUAGCGACGAGCACCGUGUUGCCGGGGACGAGCGAUUUCUCAAGCAGCCAAUGGAAAGUCGUGAGACCCGUGCACAGAGCCACACAAGGAACGCCAGCUCCUCCCAAGGACCUGAAAUAUCUUCAAUUUUAUUAGUGAUCAUUUUAACUACUUUAUCGGCAUUUAUGACUUGUACAUUGAUACGGUAACAUUAAAUGAGUAUGGAAUAUCGGAAAAGGAGGAAAUUAAUUAAGAAGAAAAAAGUAUAAAAAGCAUUGGACACUGUAAGCAUAAAUGAGUGCUGUAUAUCAAUGCUCGAAAUUGUACAUAAAUAUACAAAUACUAGACAUCAAUUCGAGCGAAAUUUUCGUUGAGCUGUUACUCGAUUUUAUGGUUUUCAUAGCCGUUCCCAUUCAAUGCACUGCUACAGAUGAACGACUCUCAUGAAUGGUAAAUGAAAAGAAAGUAUUUACCAAGGAUAUUCAUGAUAUAAGUGUAGAUAAAAACUUUCAUUUGUACUUGUACAAUCGAAUUUAAAAUGAGACUUUUUGGUCCUAGUUUCUACAUUGAUACGAUAAAGAAAGUGAAUAGUAUCAGAAUGUUGAAAGUGUAAAAUGUUUGUUUUAAUGCUCCGCAAUCUUAAGUUCCUUCGUUACUUUCAAAGCUUCAAGAAUAUAGACGUUUAUUGAUAUUUUUUGAUAAAUACUAUGGCAACACGUACAAAACACAGCGUAUAGAUUGAGUGAGAUAAAAGAAUUUUUUUUCAAAGUAAGUAUCUCGCUUUGUAUACAUAGGGAACAUUGGCAUACAUUGUAUGAUAAUUUAGGACGAUUGACAUGGCUUUCAUCUCCUUGAAAAUUAUUGAAAAUUAUUAAUAGUAAACCGAAGACUUAUAUAAGAUAUUUUAGUGAUUUGGAAUCGUAUACGGAUGAACAUAAGAUGGAUAAUUCAUUUGAUUAUCAUAUCUUAACCCAUUGCAACAAUCUAAGAAGAACUCAACUUUCACAAUAAACUUGUUACAGUAGUAUUGCUCUCGGAUAUUUUCAUGGUAAACUUAUUACGAACAACUUUCUCAAAUAGACAUAAUAGAAUUUCUAAUGAAUAUUCUAUAUCUAUAUAUCUAACCUAUAUCCAUAAAGCAUGAAUACAUUUGGUUAUGAAAUUCGUACUCUGUAAACUUUGUAGUCAAGCUCUUAAGUCUAUUAUCAUUUUCUUUCGCUUGCCAAAAUCUAUAGACAAGAUAACUAUUUGUUAUACUUACCAUUUAUUCCAUUAACUUAAUAUCAUCAAUUAAAGACUGUUGAUACCAUACAUAAGUUUUAUUCAUAUUGGAAAAUAAGUCAAAAGCUAUUAUAAAUAUUGCUUGGUAAUUAUUAAUGUUAAUUAAGUACGUAUUGUAUUCCGAAGUACACUUUUUUGGUUUAUUCACAUUCUUUCAGAAGUUAAUAUUAAUUCUUAAAUAAUUUUUGUUUAUGAUUUUUUAUCUAAUUAUAGUUCUAAUAUUAUUUAAAACGUUUUCUAUACAUUGAUGGUUAUCAAAUUGUUAAUCAUGUGAUUCCGAAAUCGUGUAUAUUAUUAGUUUGUCAAUCGCCUGUACGUAUUACUUUAAUCAAUAUUAUAAAGUAGCGGCCAGAUGUCCAAGGUACAGUGUGAUAAGGUGAAAAUAUGUUAUAAUAUCAUACUCAUAAAGGUGAUCGUAUUAUAAUCUCAAAUGUAA
Molecule: messenger RNA, 2781 nt
Organism: Phymastichus coffea
Lineage: Eukaryota; Metazoa; Arthropoda; Insecta; Hymenoptera; Eulophidae
Exons: 6
Coding region: 377-1273 (298 amino acids)
Source: RefSeq, a predicted model, not a curated record